AUGAUCAGAUCUGCGUCCGUUACCGCGUUAACGGAGAGCCAUUUGAUGCUUGUGAAGGCAUUUUAUCACGCCGAAAAGCCUGCCGUGCUUGCUCCAUCGACAGGGACUUGCGAUGACUUGGCAUGCUUCGACUGGUGCCCGUCUUCGCCCAUUUCCGCGCUCACCCAGUCCUUGCCAUCCCUAUUCCCACCCUCAUCUCCUUACACAUGCAUCUCGGAUGCCAUGAAGGCGAUGGAGGAAGAAAAGCCUAACGCGGAUUUCUGCUCGAACGACCCCCCGAUGUCGACAGGCGGUGGCGAGGAGCUUCUGUCGCAAUGGGAUGUAACACCUCAAGAUGAUGCGCGUCUCUUAAAAUCUCCUGUGACUGCCGUGUCGUCUCGCAAGCGGCGUCCGUUCCCUGGUGACACCAACUCCGGCGCGAGCAGCAGUGAUUGCUGCGACGGCGAGCACGGCGUUUCUGCACCCACGCUUCGCCUCCCCAUUCAAGGGGCGCCACCUGAGAGUUGCGGGGCCUGCACGGAAUGCACAGAAGGCACAAACCUGCGGUUGUCCGCCGGCAAUCCGAUUGCGAACGACGUGGAGCGCACUCCUGGCGCGCACCCCAGUGACACGAGCAAGGGUAAUAUCGCAGCCAUUGCCACAGCUCCCGGCAGGCCGUCGAGCUGUCGUCCUCGGCCGCUUCCCGCGUCCAUGCGGCUGACUAUGGCGGACAUCAAAUGCGUCAUCGGGCUCAAAACAGCGCCUCCCACCAAAAAACCACGGAAAGGAGAAGUCGCCGCGCUGGCAACACAACCGUGCACUGCUGGUAGUAAGCUGCACUUGGAGCACACGCGCGCACUGUCGCCGCAUCGCGGAGCACCGCCUCUUCCGCACCCCACGCGAGCCAACCUUCUCCACUCUCGUUCUUCUGCUGGUAUCGCCAUUCCUUCGGAUCAAGCGCAGCACGAGCCAUCUCGCUGCCCGCCAGGUGUUGCCGCAACCCCCGCCCACUUCGGCGCGCCUCAACUGACUUCUCCGGCUGGUUCUCCUCCGACUCCGUCGCCGUUGGCGGAAGCAGUCGUCACGUGUCACUGUGACGAGGUGGGCGCCAACGGCUACUCAUCGCUGCGCUCUCCGUGCUGCUGCCCGCCGCCCGACUCCAUGCAGGGCGCCCCCUGCAUGCCGCCCCUUGCAACCUACCUUCCAUCUACCAUUGCAGCCUCGCCCUUUUCAGUUGCCGCAGCUGCAGCUGAUCCCCACUGGGCGAGGCUUGGUGGCGGGAUGGGCAACAGCAGCAGCAGUCCGGACUUGGAGGCCGUGCUUCCCCUGUCCGCCCGCCAGCUGCCCACCAUGGCAUGCGCCACUGCGCGCUUCCUCCACUCGCCGCCGCUUGCACCACCCCAGGUAGCUCCCUACCCUCACAUACUCGGCAUGGGCAUGGGCGUGGACGGGGGUAUGAUGGGGUGUGGGUUCCGAGUAGGAUCUGUUGGUUUGGAGUGCGGGAGUAGCGAGGAGGAGGGAUGCACUUGUGGUGCGGGGAGGACAUGGGAUAGGGAAGAAACUGAACCAGGGCAGAUCCCAGGCCCAUGGCUGUCCAUGCCAGGAGCAGCGGCUAGUGCUGGGCUCCCCCCAUGGCUCUCGACGCCCUCCUGCCACGUUCAGCCCCUGCAUUGGCAGCAGAACCAGCACCAGCAGCAGCAAGAAGUGGAUGCGUACUCUGUGCCUUUUCCGAUAAUGGACCGUGCUUUGCCAUGGGAGGCAAACGUGCAUGCUGGUGUUACUGGAUCCCCAGCAGGGGGUAUUGUUUGGCAGCACAGAGAUGGUGGGGCUGCAGAGUUCACAGAGCGAGCAGCACCUAGUCCUGUUGACAAGCUUGCUGCAAGAGAUUGGGACACAGAAGCGGGACAAGAUGCGCCUCACCAGGUCAUGGAGCAAAAGUUGGCAGCUAAGGGAGACCAUGCAAGUUCAGGCGAUGAGAAGGAAGUCAAAAGGUGA
Molecule: messenger RNA, 1974 nt
Organism: Closterium sp. Naga37s-1
Lineage: Eukaryota; Viridiplantae; Streptophyta; Zygnematophyceae; Desmidiales; Closteriaceae
Source: the annotation of a GenBank genome assembly